AUGGCUGCCGUGGUUCGUUCAACUGUUUUGGGAUUUUACGGUAAAAUGCCACCGAACUCCUUUCAAAAGCCUGAAACAGCUCUGAAAAGGGCACAAGAGCUUAUUCAAGUGGGGAAGGAGUCAGAUGCACUCGAUACUCUUCAUGAUACAAUAAAGGCUCGUCGAUACAAACAAUGGACCCAAACUCACGAACUGAUAAUGAUGAAGCAUGUGGAGCUCUGUGUUUUACUGAAGAAACCUCACGUUGCAAAGGAUGCCCUAUUUCAAUACAAAACACUUACUCAUCAGGUUGCAGUGAAGUCGUUAGAAACCGUAAUAGAGCAUUUUCUACAAAUGGCGGAACAAAAAACCGAAGAAGCACAGAAAACGUCUAUUGAGAAAGUAGAAGAAAUAGAUGAUCUUGAUCAGGGGGACGUUCCGGAGACGCUGCUCCUCUCCGUUGUUUCCGGCGCUGCUGCUCAAGAUCGUAUGGACAGAACUGUUCUGGCGCCUUGGCUUCGUUUUCUGUGGGACUCAUACAGGAAUUGUCUUGAGCUUCUCCGAAAUAAUGCACAACAUCUAUAUCACCGCAUCACGAGAAAGUCCUUCCAAUUUUGUUCCAAAUAUCAACGCCGCACUGAGUUCCGGAAGCUAUGCGAGCUGCUACGUCUCCACUUGAAUCAAAUACAGAAAUAUCAAUAUCUCGCCCACGUGGUGAAAUUGAGCUCUCCGGAGUCUCUAACCAUGAUGCAGGAGACUCGUCUAUGUCAGCUUGAUACUGCUAUACAAAUGGAGCUUUGGCAGGAGGCAUAUAGAAGUGCUGAGGAUGUUCAUGGCAUGAUGCAGCUCAGCAAAGACAAGGACAAACGAAUGGUGAAGCCUGCAAGCUACGUUAGCUACUACGAUAAGCUUGCUCUUGUAUUUUGGAAGGCUGGGAAUAGCCUUUUCCACGCAGCUGCUCUACUGCAAAAGUUUAUCAUUUACAAGGACAUGAAGAAGUCGUUCACGGCCGAGGAGGCUCAAGAACAAGCAAGCCGUGUGCUUCUUGCCACUUUAUCAAUCCCUGAUGGAGCCGAUGCACCGUCAGAUCUUACUCGUCAUCUCGAUAUAGAGGAUCAGCAUCUCACUAAUAUACGCUUGUUGUCAAACCUGUUACGUCUUCCAAUUGCUCCUACUCGGGCUGGACUGCUUAAAGAAGCUGCACGAUUAGGCGUUCCAGAAAUGGCAUCAGACUCCACAAAUGCAUUAUACAAGCUACUCGAAAAUAAUUUCGCUCCUUUAAGGCUUGCACAAGAGGUGGAGGCUCAGCUGGUAAAAAUCGAUCGUCCCGACCAUCUUCAGUAUGUGGAUGCGCUCAAAGAAGUUGUUGCCACUAAGGCUCUGAAGCAAAUAUCCGUUAUUUACGAUUCUAUAAGUUGGAACCGAGUGCAGAAGAUUAUUCCUUUCUAUAGUGAGAUGGAGCUUGAGCGCCUUGUUGUGGACGUGAGCAAGCAUCGAUUCGUUAAGGCCCAAAUUGAUCAUCGCAGUGGUUGCAUUCGAUUUGGAGCUGCAGACGUAACAUUAGCCGGCGGUGUCGAUCUAGAAGAAGCAGAUGGCUUUACUGGUGAUGACGCGCAGUUGGGUGUAGAAGGUAUUCGCACCCAUUUGGAGCUGAUGUACAACAAACUGCGUUCGACUGUAGAACUAUUAGACGGUGACAAGCGCACUGAGGCUCUUAUAGCAAGGGUUAAACAUCACGCAAUUAACUACGAGCGCACCAAGAACAGCAAGCAGGAAACUGACCGUAUACUUGAGCGUCGUCGGAAGAUUGAGUACUAUAAGGAAACUUCGGAACGUGUCAAGGCUGAACGUUCCCAGCAAGCUGCUGCUGAACUUGCUAAACGGGAGGAAGCUAAACGUGCGGAGGAGAUGAAACGUCUUGAACAAGAAAAUAUUGAAAGCGAGCGUAAGCGAAGACUGGCAGAGCAGGAGGAAGUGCAAAGAAAAAUCAAGCAAGAUCAGCUGCGUCGAAUGCAAAAUACGGCGAUCUAUCAAGCGAUUGUCCGCGAAAAAGGGGAGCAAGUGUUUAAAGAUAUGGAUCCCGAAGCUGUACUCAGAGAACAGAGGCAGCGGUUAGAUAAGGAACGAAUGGAGACGCAGCGUCGUCUUCAACAACAGGAUAAGACAUUUGAUCACUAUAUCCGUGCAUUACAUCUUGAAGAAAUGCUGGAAAGAAAAGCGGUCAUGAUGAAACGUAUGCAAGAAGCACCGAAAUUACAUGAAGAAUACGACUGCAGGAGGAUUCAAAAGGCAGUGGACGAUCACAACAGUGCAGUAAAUAUGUGGGAACGUCUUGAGGAAAUACGUGAAGACGCUAUGGACUGGAUUUCGCUUGUGAAGGAAUCGAAUGCUGAUGACUUUGCAAAGAAGACCGCCGAAUGGACUAAUAAGCUCAACGCUGUUCGAGCUGCACGUCUGCAAGAAAGAGCUGAACAGAGAAAGAAGGAACGACGAGAGAAGUGGAACCGGGCUAAAGUGGAAGAGGAGCGUCGUCGUCGUGAGGAAGAGGAACGCCAGCGCCAGCAACUGAUAGAGGAACAGCGUCGAGCUGCACGAGAACCUCGAGGUCCAAAUCGUCGUGAAAUGGAUAUGGAUUCGAAGGCGAUGGCAGAUUCAGAUUGGCGUGGUGGAAUGCGUGAACGCCAGACAAUGACCAAUCGUCCUUUACCAAAUCGGGAUCGCGACGUCUCCGAUCGUCCACCAAUGCGUGAACGAGAGAAUAUAAUAUCUCAAGCGGAUAGGGACGAUUCUUGGAGGCGCGGAAUGAGUUCAGCUGCUCCAUUGCCACCUACUAAUCGUGAACGUCCACCGCCCGCUGUUUUGACGAAUGCCGAUAAAGACACGUCUUGGCGUAGUAACAUGGCUCCUGCUCCUCCACCACCAGCAGCACCUACUGCUCCGAGCGCCCCAUCGGAAGGAACGUGGGCGCGCGGCAAUGUUGUGAAAAAAGAUCCUGCUUCUUUGAAUGCGGGUGGAAAGCCUUCAGACGGAGCAAAAUUCAUUCCUUCGAGAUUACGAAAUCAAGCUGCACAGCAGGGAGGAUUACCGCCACGUGACAUGGGACCUAAUCGUGGAGAUACCAGAAGAGUCGGAACCCGUGGAAUGGGCGCUGAAAGCGAUACGAAUUGGCGAAGGAAGUGA
Necator americanus (New World hookworm) is the source of this 3159-nucleotide messenger RNA. RefSeq lists its product as uncharacterized. Lineage: Eukaryota; Metazoa; Nematoda; Chromadorea; Rhabditida; Ancylostomatidae. Gene Ontology annotation, biological process: formation of cytoplasmic translation initiation complex; translation reinitiation. The record is from RefSeq and is a predicted model, not a curated record. Gene Ontology annotation, molecular function: mRNA binding; translation initiation factor activity. The transcript has 29 exons. Gene Ontology annotation, cellular component: multi-eIF complex; eukaryotic translation initiation factor 3 complex, eIF3e; eukaryotic translation initiation factor 3 complex, eIF3m. The coding region runs from base 1 to 3159 and encodes 1052 amino acids.